UAUAGUUAUAUAUAUAUAGUACAGCCUCUUUUUGGUUCAUUGCUGUGUCUUAAACACAACAAGAAACAUGAACGGCGUGGCUGCUGUCGGGGGAGGAGGAGGAGGUGGUAGGGUUUCGACGUCGAUCCCUUCCCACGUGCGGAGGACGAUCCAUGACAUCAGGGAGAUCACGGGCAAGCAGCACAGCGACGAUGAAAUCUACGCCGUGCUCAAGGAGUGCUCCAUGGAUCCCGAUGAGACCGCCCAGAAGCUCCUUUAUUUAGAUACAUUCCAUGAGGUGAAAAGGAGACGUGAUCGUAGGAAAGAGAAUUUGAGCAACAGAAAAUCUGAAGGUUCUAGGUUCAUGCAGGGGAGAUUGGCUAGGGUGGUCAAGAUUAUAGUGGUGGAAGGAAUGUGGCUGCUAGAGAGGAAAAUGGUGACAGUCACAACACAGAGAGAGGACGUUCUAUGCCCUCUGCUUUCUCGGUUGCACAGAAAACAGGAAAAAAUGCAGCUCCUCUCCUAUUUUUUUAUCAUUUACAGAUCUUCAACUGUCAUACCAAAUGGACCCAGAAGUCUGUCAGAUGGCAAUUCACAUAAUGGAAUUUCCUCCCACUCAUCUGUGGGUGGUCUUACCAACGUCCCUAAAGAUAGUUCAGCAGUUGAUGUGAACAAAUUGGGGGGUGCACAACCAAAAUAUGCUGCUGUUGCAGCCAUUUCUCCCACUGGCCCUGCAGAAGUAGUUAAGCAAGCAAAGUCUACAUCAGAUUCUGACCAACUGUCACCUUCUGCUGCUCCAGUAACCGUGUCCAGUGCCUGUUCCUCUGUUUUAGAUCCAGUUCUGACGCCAGCUCUCUCCCAGCAUCCGAGUGCCGUAUAUGCAACUGAACACGUAGGGAGCCAAAGGCUAGCUGCUGAACCAAAUCAUCUUCAAGGAAAAAAAGAUGUUCCCCAAGAUGUUAGUGACUUAGAGUUGCCUAAGAAUGAAAAAACAGCCUCCCGGGAUGUGAGCUCCAUCCACGAAAAAGAGUCAUCGGAGAAGUCCAGGGCAGUUCAAACAAAUAUUGUUUCUCAGUCAUUUCUACCUUCUUCAGUAUCAGACAAUUCUUUGGCCAUUAGCUCUUCUUCAGAUUCUGCUAGCCGCUCAACACAAGAGUCUGAUGUUCCCGAAGGAGUGAUCUCAUCCAAAGUUGCAACUACUAUAGUUGAAGUCAUCUCUCCAUCACCCAAUGAGUUGAAUGUUAAUUUCAGGCCACGUGUUACUUUUCCAAAUCAUUUUUGGGUCUCUGAAGCACUGAAGAAUGGAUUAACUUUUGGGAACUUUGAUUCUAAUGCUGGAUUAAAUAUAGAAUCUGUUGGUGGAAUUGGUGGUGGCAAUAACUCAUCUUCUGCUGUUGAGUCUUCUCAGGGGAUUUAUGAAAUUGCCAAGGAACCUUCUAGCAAUCAAAUUGUAUCCUCAAAUGCACAUGAUAAUUUUCCUGAUCACAAAGAAUCUCUCCCUCAGCCUGUUCUUGAAAAGGUAAAUCCUUCAGAAUCCAAUGUGGCUAGUGCGGGCUCAAAAGAUGACGAGUUGAAGCAGGAAAUAUCGUCGCCUCCAGAAGGUGCAAACCCAACUGUUCAAAAUGCACCAAACUACAAUCUUGGUUUAGUGUCGACCAUGCUAGGGAGCCAACUUGUGCACUUUGGAGGAUCUGAAUCUCAGGCUCAGGAAACAUCUCGUUAUUCAAACUUGAGUGCAAAUUCUCUGGCUUUGUCUAGUCGUACUCCAACUCCACCUCUUCAGAGCUCUGUGAUUCCACAGUCGGUUCCUGUUUUAAGGCAGCCUUAUCCUCCUAACUUCAUUCCGUAUGGCCAUUACUACCAUCCAUUUUAUAUGCCACAUUUACACCAAUAUUUAAGCCACAUUGGGUUUCCCCAGCAGCCUUCUACUGCCAAUGUGUAUCUAAGUCCAGCACCUGCUGCUCACGCUGGAGUUAAAUCGUCUCUGCCUCAAUUGAAGCCUGAAGCUAAUGCAGGUAACCCAAAUCAUAUUGGACUUUCAUUUGGUGGUUCAUUCAUACCUCCCCCUGUUGGUUACGGUCCUGGUUCAGCAGUGACCUCUGGAAGCUCAGCUGGUAUUGAGGAUCUUGCAACAUCUCAAUUGAAGGAAAAUCAUAUCUACACGACUGGGCCACUGAGCGAAGUUUCAGCUGUCUGGAUUCCGAGCCAAGAUAUAUCCAGCUUACCAGUCAAUUCAUCAUAUAACUUCUCCCCUCAUGGACAGCAUAUGUCUUUCUCACCCGCUCAGGCCAGCCAUGGUGCCUUUACUGGAAUCUAUGCGGGGCAGACAUUAACUGCUUCUUCAACACUUCUGCAACAGUCACAAGCCUUGGCCGGAGCUGUUGAGACAGGAGGUCCUCCAUCUGGUGUUUUUCAGCAGCCUCAACAUGCACAGAUGAAUUGGAUUAGUAAUUUUUGAUCUGGCAUGAGGGAGGCUGCAUUAUAGAAAUAGAUGAUUGAUGUCGAUAAGUCUGGGAGAGUACGAGAAACAAGCCUGAGUGUAAAUAUGGAACUUGGCCCAGAUCUUUUCGGAAAUGAUAUUUUGUGGAGAUAGCUGAGUAUAAAGUCUCGUGUACUGAUUACACUUUUGACAGGAAGCAGGUGGUGUCCUAGAGUUAGUUUUGUCCUCAUUUAUUUUUCAGCGUUUUAUUUUUGGAGAAGUGCAACGGCUACAGAAAUUUUAUAAAAAUAAAUUUACAAAUUGACGUAGUUUCAUGUGAUACGUUAGAUCUACUUUACAGUAAAAGUAAUUUUACAAUCA
Juglans microcarpa x Juglans regia is the source of this 2779-nucleotide messenger RNA. RefSeq names its product GBF-interacting protein 1. Gene Ontology annotation, cellular component: nucleus. The record is from RefSeq and is a predicted model, not a curated record. Lineage: Eukaryota; Viridiplantae; Streptophyta; Magnoliopsida; Fagales; Juglandaceae. The coding region runs from base 68 to 2437 and encodes 789 amino acids. The transcript has 9 exons.